Messenger RNA from Arxiozyma heterogenica, 342 nucleotides. It is a transcript of the gene SNC2, whose product is annotated as SNAP receptor SNC2. Gene Ontology annotation, molecular function: SNAP receptor activity; syntaxin binding. The transcript has a single exon. Gene Ontology annotation, cellular component: SNARE complex; plasma membrane. Gene Ontology annotation, biological process: vesicle-mediated transport; vesicle fusion. The coding region runs from base 1 to 342 and encodes 113 amino acids. Lineage: Eukaryota; Fungi; Ascomycota; Saccharomycetes; Saccharomycetales; Saccharomycetaceae. The record is from RefSeq and is a predicted model, not a curated record.
AUGUCUUCCUCAGUACCAUAUGAUCCAUACGUUCCAGCUGAAGAGACCUUUGGUCAAAAUAAUUCACAAUCUAGAACAGCUGCUUUACAAGCAGAAAUAGAUGACACUGUGGGAAUUAUGAGAGAUAAUAUUAAUAAAGUGGCAGAACGUGGUGAAAGAUUGACAUCUAUUGAAGAUAAAGCAGAUAAUUUAGCUAUCUCUGCUCAAGGUUUCAAAAGAGGUGCUAAUAGAGUAAGAAAACAAAUGUGGUGGAAAGAUUUAAAGAUGCGUAUGUGUCUUGUUUUAGUGAUCAUUAUUCUACUGGUAGUUAUCAUUGUUCCAAUUGUGGUUCACUUUAGUUAG